This is a messenger RNA of Tachysurus vachellii, 12560 nucleotides long. RefSeq names its product StAR-related lipid transfer (START) domain containing 9 (gene stard9). Gene Ontology annotation, biological process: microtubule-based movement. The transcript is spliced from 32 exons. The record is from RefSeq and is a predicted model, not a curated record. Lineage: Eukaryota; Metazoa; Chordata; Actinopteri; Siluriformes; Bagridae. Bases 213 to 11135 code for a protein of 3640 amino acids. Gene Ontology annotation, molecular function: microtubule binding; lipid binding; microtubule motor activity.
CCUCCUCCUGGGUCUCCUGUUUCAGCUUCAGUGUAGUUUCUCUAUCAGCUCUUCUGCUUUUUCCUUCACUGCCAUAAACAUCAUGGAUUUUAACUCUCAUCGUCGACGACCACCAUUUGAUCAGGAUGUACAGUUUCUCAGCUGCCAGUUAACCACAUACAGACUCUGACUCGACACUUUAUUUCAAUUCCUCCGUUCUGUUUAAAACCUCAAUGGCAAACGUAAAAGUCGCAAUUCGAGUCCGUCCUCUAAACUCAAGGGAAAGAGUGGAUGGAGGGAGAAUAGCUGUACAGGUGGAGGACAAAGUGGUGAGAGUAAGAAAUGUCAAGCUGGAUGGGCGUAUGGAUGUGCGAACUGAGGCUCCAGGUGACUCCAGAGAGAGGCUGUUAGAGUUUCCCUUUGAUUACUGCUACUGGUCCGUGAACCCAGAGGCACCCAACUAUGCAUCACAGGAGGAGGUGUUCCAGGAUCUGGGCAUGUGUGUGUUGACUGGGGCAGCUGAAGGUUACAACGUCUGCCUGUUUGCAUAUGGACAGACAGGCUCAGGGAAAACCUACACCAUGAUGGGCAAUCCAGAUUCUAUUGGAUUGACGCCAAGAAUUUGUCAAGGGCUGUUUCGAUCUGGUAUAGACUCUCCUGAUGGACAGACCUGCAGGGUUGAAGUUAGUUUCUUAGAGAUCUACAACGAGCGAGUACGUGAUCUGCUGAGAGGGGCAGAACAGAAAAAGCCAGUGGCACUGCGUGUGAGGGAGCACCCAGAAAAAGGACCAUAUGUGCAGGGUCUUACUCAGCAUGUGGUAGAGGACCACAAGCAGGCAGCAGAUCUGCUGGAAGUGGGCAUCGCUAACCGCAUCACAGCUGCCACACAUGUUCAUGAUGCUAGCAGCCGAUCACAUGCCAUUUUCAGCAUCCAGUACACACAGGCAAUACUAGAGAAUAACCUUCCAUCUGAAAUAGUAAGCAAGAUCAACCUAGUGGACUUGGCUGGCAGUGAGAGAGCAGACCCUAACUAUUGCAGAGACCGGAUUACUGAAGGAGCCAACAUCAACAAGUCUCUAGUUACUCUGGGAAUCGUCAUAUCUGCACUAGCUCAGAACUCUCAGAUGUGCAGCAGCAGUCAGAGCAUUAACAGCAUGCUGAGUGAGGGCGAGUCCAUCUCGGUCGGCAGUCAGUCCAGUUCCCUGUCCAGCAGCAGCCGCAGACACUGCUUUAUCCCCUACAGAGACUCCGUCCUCACCUGGCUCCUCAAAGACAGCCUGGGUGGCAACUCCAAAACCAUAAUGAUUGCAACAAUCUCGCCGUCUUGCAGCAGCUACAGUGAGACUCUCAGCACCCUCCGCUAUGCGGCUCAUGCCAAGAACAUCGUCAACAAGCCGAGAGUCAAUGAGGAUGCCAGUGUGAGGCUGAUCAGGGAUCUUCGUGAAGAGAUCGAUCGACUGAAGAGCAUGCUGCUGAGCUUCUCUGUGAGAAACCCCAGCCCGUCUCUGAGUGAUGAGAGAGACAGCAGCCUUUCAGACAUAGUCCUGCAGAAUGAACUCAAGAUAGAACAGCUUACUAAAGACUGGUCUGAGAGUUGGCAGGAUAAGCGAGCUCUUCUUGAGCAGUACAGUGUAGACAUUAACCAGGACAGAGCAGGAGUUCAGAUCCAUUCUCUCCAACCCCACCUCAUCUCUCUGGAGCCGGAUGUCCUAAGCACAGGAGUCACCAUUUACCACCUCCGGGAAGGAAUCACUAAAAUUGGACCUCAGGAUCCAAAUGAGGAAGAACCCCAUAUUGACAUUCCAGAGGGUUCUCUUUGUGAAAUUGAGAAUCAGAACGGGGUUGUAACCCUCAAACCCCGAGCACACACAAUCUGCAUGGUCAACAACAGACAGGUCACUGAACCCUGUCGACUUGCACAAGGUGCAGUGAUAACUUUAGCAGGACGUCAGAAGUACCGAUUUAACCACCCUGCAGAGGCAGCAGCUCUGAGGGAAAGGAGACGUAUCAUUGAAGGCGGUCCAUUUAAGGUUCUGACGCCUAACUCAAGGGCAGAAGAAGUAGGCAGUAAGGAAGCCAGCGACAGGUUAGCUCCCUGGCAGAGGCUGGAGGAGCAUCAGCGCUACGUGGAAUGUCUGCGUGAGGAAAUCCUGGUGGAACAGAGAAGAGCUGAGAAAGACUUGGAGAGAGAGCAGGCCCAUCUUUACAAGCAACACUCUGAGAUCCAGCAGUGGAUAUUGCAGGAAAAGCAGCGUCUUGCUGCCAUCAGGGAGAAGGGAACGCUUGACUCAGGGGUCCAGACAGAUAUCAUUCCUCUGCCUGCACUGACUGGCAUUAAUGAGAAUGAGAGCAGUAGGGAAACAAUCCGUCCAUCAUUAAUUGUGGGUGACAGGAAACGGGUGGUACAAGAAGAGCUCCUCAAACACCAUGCGCUCAGAAGAAAUGAGAAUCGAAUUCGCCGCAAACGACUGCGCUAUCAGCUGGAAAGAAUUGCUCGCAAGCGACACCUGCUAGAAGCAAAACAAGGGCUUCAGAGACUGGAGACUGCUCUUUCACUCGGGGUUGAUGCACCCCUGUCCCCUGAUAUUGGGUCUUCUUCAAAACGUAGAGAACACCCAAUGGUGUUGCGAAGGCAUUCUUUUUCUGUUGACCUUUUGUCUCGACUUUACCCUCAACAUGCACCCAUUUUCAGCCAGUUUCUUAGGAGGAACAGAUUAUCUGAGUCGACGUCAUCUCUCUCUAGUGCCACCUUUCCUAGAAAAUGGGUGUCUGAUGAAUGUCUACCAGGGAAGACUAGAGGCCGCUCUAAUACUAUGCCCUCAAGAUGUAGUCAGGGAACUUCAAUUGGUACAGACUCCUCUGAGAACUUCAAAAUGUUAAUGAAGGAAAAUGUACCAUCUGAAGAAAUGACUGAAAGAAAAUCUCUUUCAUCUCCACUUCAAUCAUCCAUCUGGAAUCAUAACAUAUCUGUAAAAACUACAAUGGAUUCAGAUACUAGAGAUAGUAAGAAGGUGCUUCCGAUAAUAAAGCAAUCAAGUAAGCAAAAAAACUCACCUAAUGGAGAAAGAAGUUCACCCAACGAAGUGAACAAGGGCUUGGAGACAAUCCGCAAAGCUCUAUCUCGAUCAGUUGGUUUUGGAAUAAAGAAGGCUUUGUCAAGGGUUUUCCGCAAGCCUCCUUUAGGGUCACGAGGUGGCAAAGGCGCUAAGUCUGCUAGCAGAUUGAAAACUCAAUUUGCUGUAGAAGGAAAGAAAGACAAAAAUUUUGAAGACAUGGCAACGAAGCAACCACAUUCUUCUAUUAAAACAACUGUGUCUUGUGAUGGUUUGGACCAGCUCGUCUCAUUUAAAGAGAAGAAUCCUGGACGCUGGCACAGUGCAGAGACCCUUAAUAAAAAGACCAGAAGAUGGGUCAAGAUGCAACAAAAUCUGACUAACUGGGUAGAGAAUAAUGGUGAUGAAGUGGCUGAUGACUCUUCAGACUGUGACAGCCUUUUCUCAGUGGACUCGCUUUCAUCAGCAUAUGCCAUUGCCUUGGCAGAGCAGCUUCAGCAGGAGGACUGUGAACCGAGUGAGGCGGAGAGUUUGGAAAGUCAGAUGUCCAAGGACUCACUUGUCAAGGAAAGUAGUGGAAGCACUGAUCCAAUUUCAGCACUGAAACUCAGCCACUCCAUUUGUCAUACUUUUAAUUCAUCACCAAUAAAAUCCAAAGAAACGAUUGAGGAGAUUUUCAGGAGUCAAAAGGUAACAAGACAAGAGAUAAAGGAAUCUUCACACUUCUCACAGAUAACAUCUGAUUCCCAGCACCACAGUGAUGCCAGCAUCAAAGAAACAGAAGCCUUCCUUGCUCUUACAGAUGCAUGGUCAUCCACCGAUCCAGCAGAUAGUCCUAGGAUCCUUGGGGCUUUAGAGUUGAAACAAUGCAUACUCUCAGACACCAGCAGCAGCCAAAGCCAGGCUAGUCUAGAGCUGUCUGGUGUAACAACUGGAUACGAAUGCCAAAUUCCACCCUGUUUUGAUUCUACCCAGGGUAAAGAUGUGACAGUUAAGGAAAGAAGUCACAUAUCCUCUGAAAGGGAAAUGGUUUUGGACUAUUUUUUGAGUGAUCUUACCUCUACAUCCUGUUCUACACCUGAAAGCACACUAUUGCAAGGAAAUAAUGAGCAUUUGAAUAACUUGGAGGCACUGAGCACUUCUGCAGAGGCUUCCAACACUCAGAACACAAUGAGCAAUGACACGUUACGUGCAAAUAAACCAACAUCGCCAUCAGAAUUAGCACCAUUAGAAACAAGCGUUGGUGAUAUGUUAACGGUCAAUGCGCCUUUCCAAGACACUGCUGUUCUGAAUAGUUCUUUGAGAUGCCUUCCUGAUAAAUCGCCUGAUAAGUGCUUACAAAGCAAUUCCAAAAAACAAACAGAACUUAUCCUAUCAAGUGAUGAGAUUGUCUUCACUAAAAGUUUUGCACCACAAAAUAACUUGAUAGAAUCAAAAACACAUUCUGAAGAAAGUUGCAUUGCAGUAACACCCUUCAGAGACAGUAAUAUUUUCUCAAAAUGUGAUGGACAAACACUACUAGAACUUCAGCAUUCUCAUAGUACACUUCAGUCAGAAGAAACCUUGAAAAUCAGUAAUAAAUUCAUAUGUCCCAAUAAGGAUCUCCAUCAAUCAGCCAUGCAAAGUAUGAACAUUGAAAAUGAUUUUCAGUGUAAGCCACAAAGCCUAAUGGUUAACCAUGAUGAAAAGAAGGUGAGUGAUGAAAAGUCCUUGGUGCUGCAUCGGGUUCAGUCUACAGAAAAAUAUUCAGAGAGCUAUGAUGCAAGAAGUUCAAAAGAUUACCCUUUUUUAGAAAUUAACAUGUCAGACAGUGCCAACAAAGAAGUGUCUGAUUUUUUAAGACACUGUGAUGCUGUGAUGCUAGAGCAUGAAUCCUGUAACAUACACUCAAGAAAAAGAAGCAAAGAUAUACAAGAUGAUUUAGCAGGUAAUUUGAAAACACCAAAGAGAAGCUGUGUUGAGUCCCUUGUUUCGGGUAAUUCUGCUGUAAAUAAUGUACCGUUCAUGUUUAAUGACAGCAGAGGAAACUCAACAGGCAAACUGCUACCAGUAGAAAAGGACAUAACGGACAAUUUGUCCCAAACGUUUCAGCAAGUUUCUAUAACUGCAUCCAUGGACGGUCAUAUUGAAAUUUACCAAAACAACAAUAAUCCUGCUGCCAGCUUUACAUCUGAAGACAGACCUGUACCUACUGGGAUAAAAGUGUCCACUGGGUGUCCAUUGGGUAUGCAGAACUUAAAAUGUCCUGAUUUAAAGCUUGUGGACAAUGGAAUGUUUGAUAGCAGUGCAUUGAGAAAGAUUAGCCAUGCGAUAAAUGACAAGAUAUCAGAAGUGGUGAAAGAACAUCUGAAGAUAUCACUGCAAGUGGAGAGUGGUGAAGACCUUAAUGAAGAACCAGAGACAAACAGUGAAAAAUCCUUAACAACCAGCAUUGAUGCUCUUACGAAGCCUCAGAACAAAAAUGAAAUGACAGCUGAGGACUCACUUCGCAGUUCUCACACAUCUCAAUGUGUGACUGAAUAUUGUGUUGAUGACAGAGUGAAUGUGGACAACACAAAUGACUGUGUGAGAGACAAAUAUUUAGUAAAAAAUCCCACUGAGAAAAAAGUCAUAGUAGACCACCAAGGAGUUGGUUUCCAUGGCAGUUGUCCGUCUUUGUUGGUAAAGAAGAUCAGUGCAGAAAUAGAAAAUUUAGACACUUAUGAUUCAUAUGGACUUGUGCCGCAAGAUUUGAAAAUAAAUGUACUAGAAGCAACCACUGUCCUACAUGAGGGACCAACUGAUAAUCAUCAAGAAUCAUUAAUUACCAGCCAUUCAAAUGGUUCAAUCAGUGAAGUGACCAGUGAAAGUAACACUAUUCCACUGACUUUUCCACUGGCUUUGAUGUCUGCUUGUAAACAAAACCCUGAAGUAAUUUUAUCUUCUGAAAAUUUCACUGUGGCUGAAGAACAGGACCAGUUCUUUCUGAUGAAAACAAAGUCUAUACCCAUCAGUAUAUCUCCUGAAGGACCAUCUGUAAAGACUGAAGACAACGGAUUUAAUCUUCUAUCUCAUACAAAACACAAGCCAGUUAUCUAUCCUGAAGUAAACAGCAUUUCAGGAGUCUCAAAAGAUAGUUGUGUUGUUACAGUGUCCACUCGUUGCUCAGAAGCAUUGGGGGACCAUGUUGACCAUGUUAAGGAGGCAGUGAAGACUGUGAAAGCAAGCAAAGUAAAUCUGGUAGCUAAAUUUCAGCAGGUGGUGGAGUUAAAUACUGUUGCACAUCUUGACACUGAGGCAGCAAUUCAAUUUCAAAUGAAGAAUGAACAUUCAUUUAAUUCAGAUGGUGCAGAAAAAGAUUCUAGUCCACUUAAAAAACUAGCAUACCAGGAAUGUGCUAGAGAAAAACAUGAAUUCAGCACACAAGAACAACCGCAUGUUGGACAGAACACAAAUAGUUUAAAUGAAGCAAAAGAUAAAAUCAUGGACCUCGAAAACCAUAAUUGUUUGGGAAAACCACAUGAAGAGCCCACAGUUUCUAAAUCUUGCCAGGCUCUAGCCCUCGCUCCUUCAGCGCUACAGAGAGACAAUCAAACACAAAUCAUCCAAAGUGCCAUUAUGAGUGAAAAGCCCUCUAACUGUUUACAAAAGGAAGACGAAUCACUGAGUAAAAAGGACCGUAUGCAGAAUAAAAGGGAAAUUCAGGAACAGUGUGUGAAUGUUCAAAAAGAAAGGAAGAAUUCAAACCAACUGCAAUCUAAUGACACGUAUAUCAUUACUAAGUCUGCCCAAAGACCAGAGCAGAGAGACAUGACAGAGUCUUAUAAAUCAAAGCUUAAAUUGUCACCAUCUAGGUCAUUAAAUACAAAGGAACAUCAGGUUAUUAUUAAUUCUACUGAUGCAACUAAUGGAGAAAAACAACAUACAACAAUAAAUGGUUCAAGACUUGUAUUUUCUAGGACUAAGGAAGAGGGACAGAAAGUAAAGCCGAAGAGAUACAGAAAAGCUCAUUUUACAGCCCCUUUAAGUUCAUCUACUGACUCAACACCUGAUUCAUCCUUAGAUGAGACAGCUAAAUCCAGAGUACAUAAGUGUGGUAUUGCCACUCCAAACAUACCUAGCACUCCUGCUCAUGUAAGAGCAAAGUCAGAAACUAGAAAUAGCUCAUCUGAUGAAUCAAGUACAUCUCUGUCUUUACAAAUGAAUACAGGAUCACUCGAAUCAAAUUCCAAUCAUAAUCAGUGUUAUGGGCCUGGCUCGAAAAAUCCAUACCCUUACAUCAGAGAUGUUACCAUUGUUGAAGCAGAGGAAGUGAGGCAUCUUACUCCAAAGCUAUUUAAAAUGCUUAGUCUAUCAAAGGAUGAUGAAAUGAUUCAUUCAACCAGAUAUAAUUCUGCUCAACACAUAUCACAUGAAAAUGACAAUGAAAGAGCAAAUUCAUUGGAGAAUGAUUCCCUCCAAAAUAGAGAACCUAUUCUACAUUUUGGUUCAAGUGACAUCAACCCCUUUGUUUAUACAAGAAAAAAGGAUCGGUUACUUACAGCUACAUCAAAAAAUCAAGCAUUUGGAAGUGCAGUCAAUAUAUCCAGCCAGCUUACCUCGCUUGAAAGUUCUAGGAAUGGUAUUGCAAGAUGCUGCAGUAUGGACAAUGGGUUAAAUGUCCAGAAUUCUCCUUUCAGUUCUCAUUUGAGCACUUAUGCAGUCCAAAAGGGACUUUCUAGCACGUUGAGUAGUGCUGAAGGUUCCAAAGAACAUUUUUCUAUAGAAUCCAAGCUGAGGGAAUCCUUUCAUACAUCAGUUGCUUGUAACAAUAAGAUAUUAACAGCUUCAGGCAGUGACUCUUGCAAUGAUACCUUUGAUCUAGCCAGUAGCUCAGGCCAGGUAGAUGAAAUAAUGCUGGUCUACUCUUCUGAACAAGAAAAUCAGGAAAUUAAACAGGAUUCGAGAAAAUGUGACCAUGGUACCCAGACAGUCAAGGUUUAUGAGGACGUGGAGAAGAAAUGGAAACACAAGCGGAGCAGUACACAAGUCCUUGUGUCUAGACAGGCACAAGGAACAUCGACCGCAUGGACAAGUCUACAGAAUAUGUCUGAACAUCUUUCUGAGUUGAUUGUCAGCACUUCAGAUCUUCUGGGGAACAUUCAGUGUAUGAGAACAGGGGAAAGUUCUAUGAAAAAAGGGCCAGCAUGCAGUAAAGUUUCAAAGAUACCUUCUGACAAAUAUGCUAAAAGUGAUAGCUCCACUCAAACUGCCACAGAUGUUGGGAUCCAAACUGAGGGCAGUGCACUGCUAAUGAAACAGAACAAAGUUCUCCAGAGAACCUCUCCUGUAAAGAACCCCAAAUCUCAUGAGGUCAAUGUGAUCGUCAAAGUUAUCGGCUCUGAAGUUUGCAAUGUACCAAAGCAAGAAUGUGCCACCGAAUCUAUUGGAGAUGAAGAUGAAAGCAGACAGAGCUUUGAAACUAUUAAAAGUAUGCCUGACUUGCGUCCUGGAGGCUCACCUCCAUCUGAGCAGUUUUGUAGAAAGUUGGACACUGUAAAAAAUCUCUCCUUAGAAACUGUUGGACCAAAUCAGUACCCUUACAAUCCUGUCACAGUAGAUCAUAAAGCUUCCAACACGUUUGGUGUUUGUGCACAGAGAAAAUGCACUUCUCAAGUGUUAGCAAAGGAAAGUCAAACACACAUGAAGCCAAAGAAUUACCCUGAUAAAAGGGUGCUGCUUAUAGACCGUGCCUCUUCGCCUAUUCUCACUGUUGAUGUGACACGAUUACAAAAAAGGAAAAUCAAAUCUGGUACAAUCCACAGUCCCACUGAGAUGCUCUCAAAAACCACCAGAAAUCCACCUGAAAACAAAUCAGUGUCUUCUGUGUCUUUUGAGAACCUAAGAAGCCACAGUUGUGUAAAUGCAGGUUCACCAGAUGCAUACUCCACAGAAGCCUCACCUAGCAUAUAUGUACAAAAUGGAAGAAAGAAACCCUCUCAUGGAGUGCAAAGCAAAGUAGCAAGUCAAGAAAUUUUGUGCAGUCCCCUGUCCCAUAGUCAUUCUUCUGCUGUUAAACACAGGCAACCUGUAGACUUGAGCCAUAACACAUUACCAUCUUCAACACCUAUUAAUCAUAGCCACAGAAGCAGCAUGCAGGAAUAUAAACACAGAGUCUACAAAGAAAUGAACUGCUGGAGUGAUCUGAGCAAAGAUACUUUCCAGUAUCAAGAAGAAGACAGCGUGUCUUUGGCUCUGAGUGACUGCAAUACAGAAGUCCUGGUCAGCAUCAACCCACUAGCUGAAAUCAGCCCACCCCAAGAGGACUAUGGGAUUCCUGAAAACCUGCCAAUGCACAACAAGUUCACCAACUGGUCAGGCAUCAGUCAACAGCCACCAGACAGGCUCACUAAUCAAAACAAUUCAACUGUGGGAAAAUCCCCAGAUAUUAACAGACAUAGUCUCCACCUAUGUUCAGCAGAGUCUGAGAGUCUUGGGUAUAGAUACAAACCAGAUCUCUCGGAAUCAAUACACAGACGGACCAGAGAAAUCGAGAGAUUGAGGAAGGAACGCAAACAGGUUCUUGCUUCAAUGCAAUUAGAUUUGAGUCCUCAUCCUCUGAGUGUUGAGCUCACAGAGGCCAAGUUGCAGUACGGCUUGGGGAAGACAGACACACUGCUGACGAUGCUGAAGUCCAGUGACAGAACAGAGUCUACCAUCUCUACCAAACAGCAGCUGUAUGACAGGCAUAGGAGGAGUAUAGAUGGUUUGAGGAGGGAGAGAGAGGAUCGUCUUCAAACGUCCCGACGAGCUCGAAGUCUCAGCCCCAGCAAGCAUCCAAACUCAACAAUUAACAUGACAGAACAAUCUCAAAGAGCUGUAGCGCUUCCCAGCCGGCAACGGGAGCAUCUGCAGCAGCUACGCAAGGAAGUAGUGGAGAUGUGCAGGGUUCCCAGUGCACAAAGAAGAGAAGGUCCGUAUCCCACUGAUAUUGAACUCCUUCUGCGUGACUACAGUCGUGCACGUGAGGAAGCAAAGACGGAGAUUGCCAAAGCGCGAGUGCGGCUACGUGAGAGGACAGAGCAGGAGAAGCGGAGAUUAGAGCAGCAGGCUCUCUCACAUUCUGUAAAGGAUCAUCUGAAGCUGUGUACACGUGUCAGUAACAGCACCUUGUGCACGGGUUCCAACCUGAGUCUCUCUUCAGGACCUACUUCUGGCUACAAUAGCGGUAAUGCAGCUUUACUGAAAGAUGGUACAUCACCAUCUAUACAGGUCACUGGAGUCUCAGGUAGGGAGUUAAAAGUCAGGUCUCGACCCCCCAUGAUCCCUUCACAAUGUUUACAAGCUCCUCGUGCAUGGCUUUCAGCUCAGGAUAUUCAUCUGGAGAGCUCCGCCUCUGGAUAUGAACUUCACUUCUCCUCCUCUCCAUCAUCUCCUCCUGGACGACAGCGUACCUGUUCCUUCAGCUCUCCCUUAUCCGUUUCUAAUCCGUACCAGGACAUUGCAGACUGUACACUCACAAGUGCAGUAUCAGAGGUCCAUUUAGCCUCUGGAGGAGACGUAAGGAAUCUGCUGGCAGGGAAAGCGGAAGCUGGCUGGAGACACCAGGGUUUAGAGAACAGAGUUCAGACCUUCUAUCGGCCCUCCUCCAGACCCUCUUCUCAUGGGUUUUUGGGUGCCAUGGAGCUGGAGAGACCCUUAGCUAGUCUGUGGAGUUUAAUUCGAGAUCACUCCAAAGCUCAUCUCUACAACAAAUCUCUAAAGUCCACAUGGACACGAUUGCUAGAUGACACUACACAACUAGUCUACCUGCUGACUGAUCCAUCCAACUGUCACAUGAAGCAGCCACGGGAUUUUUGUUGCCUGAGCAUUGAGUCCAAGCAGGAUGAUAUGUGGGUGUUGGCUAUGCAGUCUGUAUUUGAAGAGUCUCUCCCUCGCCCAAGUGUGGACACUGUACGUGGAGAGAUGUUUCCCAGUGCAUGGAUUCUUCAGCACAGCCAUAGGCAGGGCCGAGAGAUUGUCACAGUUAUCUAUCUACUACAGGUUGAUUUGGGAACUCCAACCCUGCCCCAGAGACUGGUGAAUGAAGUAGCCAGGAAGCAAGCAGCUGUAAUUGCAGACCUUGACUCUUUUCUGUCCUUGUGACAAACCCUAUUACUAAUAAGCACUUAAUUAACACUUAUUUCUUCUAACAUUUGCACCUCAUUAUUUUUGUCUGUUCUAUUUUGGUUCUCCUUAUUAGCACUCAUGACUAGUUUAUUUAUAGAACUUGUGAAUUUAUAUGCAUUUUUUUGCCAAAGACUGGACAAAGAAUUGAUGUAGAAAUAUUUAAGAUUUGUCCCCAUUAGUGUAAGCUCUAUUUGUAAAAGUACUUGACAUUAGAUUGCUAUAUAUACAUAUAUAUCACUACAUAGGAUAAUGCAAAUCAAUUCAGUAUUUUAACGGGUGUAGCAGAUUUUUUGUGAACGUCCAAAUCUAAGCUGAUAUAUUUGAAACUUGAAGUUGCAAAGACAUCUUGAUUGAGCAUGUCAGAAUGUAUAAUAUGCAGCACACUGCUCCUGCAUUGACAUGCACAACAUAUAUCUAUACUUCUACCCAAAGGUAGAGCAUGCAGUUACAUUUCUGCACUACACUAGACUAAAAGUCAUAUAACGCUGAACUGAGGAAAGUCUUGCCACUUUUACUGACUAUUGCCACUUGGUGGCAUUUGCAGUAUUUUUUUUUAUUUUUUUAAGAAAUAUGCAAUGUUAAGCUUUCUUAAAUGAUUUUCUAGUAUGAACAAACUUCAUCACACUCACUGUCUUAGCAAACACUAUUGUUUAAUCGUACUCACAAUAGCAAUAACUCUUUACUCAGAGGUUGGACCAAUAGGACAGUUUAUGAAUUGAGUGAUGCAAUCAUCCUUUAGCAUGGAUAUAUAUAUAAUAUACAUGUAUUUUGUUUAUGGAAAAAAAAAAUCUGAAAAAACAUAUCUGACAGGUCUGUAUUACAUGGCCAUACUGCACGUUAUUUCACUCUAGAACUAAAUGCUGAAUUGUACAGUAUGAGUAGCAUAAAAUACAGCCAUCACCACACACCCGUCUUUAUUCUAAUAAUUAGAACAUCAAGGACUUGAAAAAGUUGCUGAGUGGUACUGAUACCUGGAUAUUGUAGCUAUGAGAGCAACACUGAGAGAAAUGACACCUAUACACUUUUGUGGUCAAGGUUAUUUAGAUCAGGAUUUUCUAAAGCACUGUAGAUUUAUAGAAAGUUUCUAUUAAACGUCCUAAAUGAGGGACAUGAAUUUAUUUUUGAAAGAGGAAUAGCAGACAUGCUUAUGAAGGAAGUUUCUCUUUUCUCUUUAACAUUUUUAUUUUAUAUACCAGAUACCUGACAGAACAAAUAUUGCCGUAUGUAAUCACUCUUAUUUAAAUGUAAAACUAUUUUGUUAAUUUGUUUGGCUUUAAAUAAUUGCAUAUUUAUGUUUUUAUACUUUUGUUAAAUAUAAAGGUUCAUUUUCCAAACAAUUUGCCUUUUUUCUUCUUAUUUUCUACUCAAUCUUCCAAUUCACACUCACCUGUCAGCUCUCCU